This is a messenger RNA of Diversispora eburnea, 2757 nucleotides long. The record is from the annotation of a GenBank genome assembly. NCBI's taxonomy places the organism in Eukaryota, Fungi, Glomeromycota, Glomeromycetes, Diversisporales, Diversisporaceae.
ACAACUCCAACGUCUUCUGCUUCAACUACUACUUCAAAGACAACUCCAACGUCUUCUGCUUCAACUACUACUUCAAAGACUUCAAAGACAUCUCCAUCGUCCUCUGCCUCAACUACUUCUUCUCAAUCUCCUACUUCUUCCUCUACUUCUACUACUUUAAAAUCUUCUCCAACGUCGUCUUCUUCCUCAGAUACUAUUAAAACCUCACCAUCAUCUUUCUCUACUUCAACUUCUUCACAAUCUCCCACUUCUUCAUCUGCAUCAACUUUGAAAUCAUCACCACCUUCUUCUUCCGCUUCAACUUCGCAAUCUCCAUCCUCAUCCUCAUCCUCAAGAACACCUUCCUCAACUUCAACUUCAACUUCAAGAACUCCUUCGACUACUUCUUCCUCAACUUCAAGAAGCCCUUCAACUUUAAGAACUCCCUCAACUACUACUUCUCCCUCCACUUCAAAAUCUCCAUCAUUAUCUUCACCCUCCUCCUCCUCCUCCUCAUUUUCCCCGUCUUCAUCACAAUCUACAUCACCACCUUCAUCAUCCUCCUCAACUACUACUCCAAUAAAAUCUUCUUUAUCUUCUUCACAACAAUCUACAACAACAUCAUCUUCAACAAAAUCUCCUCUAUCUUCUUCACAACAAUCUUCAACAACCGCAACAUCCACAACACCAUCAUCAUCUUCUGCAUCUUCCCCCCUAUCUUCAACAACAACGACAACAUCCAGACAAAAAAGUAGUUCAUUCAGAGAUGAAAGAAAAAUAGUUAUUGGAGUUCAAUCGGAUAUGACGAAAAGAUAUAUGAUGAAUCGAGAUAAUGAAGAAUAUUAUGAUGAAUUUGGUGAUACUAGAUAUGAUAGAAGUGAAGAAAUUGAUUUAUUAGCAACGAAAGAAGGUGAAAAGAGUAGUAAUAGUAGUGAUAGAACCAAGACGAGAGAGGAAAAGUAUGGAAGCGAUAAGUACGGAAUGAGUGACAGGUACGGAACAGGUGAUAAGUACGAAAAGGAUGUAAUUGGUGAUAAGUUCGCAACGAGUGAUAAGUUUGAAAGGCGUGGAAUGAGUGCAACGAGUGAUAGAUACGAAAAGUAUGGAACGAGUGACCGAUACGAAAAAGCUGAUAAGUAUGGAAUGAAUGACCGAUACGAAAAAGCUGAUAGAUACGAAAAAUCUGGAAUGAGCGAUAGGUACGAAAAGGAUAGAAUAAGCGGUAGUAAGUACGAAAAGAGUGGAAUGAACGAUAAGUACGCGAUAAGUGAUGAGUACGAAAAAGGUGGAAUGAUUGACAAACACGCGAUGAGCGAUAGAUACGAAAAGGCUGAUAAGUUCUACGAAAUGAGUAAAGAUAAAUAUCCAAUUAGUGAUAAGUACGAUAGAUCUACCCCGAAAAAGAUUGAUAGAUAUGAAAAAGAUGAAAUAAUGAGUGAUAGAUAUGAAAGGAAAAAGAGCGAUAGAUAUGAAACGAGUGACAGUAGAUACGAUACUAGGGGCGGAUAUGAUGGAUUCGAUAGUAGACAUGAUAUUAGUAGAUCUGAUGGAGGAUAUGAAAAGAACCCUAGAAGUGUACGUGGAGGAGGAGUAAGAACUUUCGCUAGAAAUGAUAGAAGUGACAGAUAUGAAAUGAAUGAUAGAAACAGUAGUAGUAGCAGAUAUGAUAUGAAUGAUAGAAGUUUUGGUGGUGGAAGAUAUGACGAUAGAAGCGCUAGUGGUAGAUAUGAUACAUAUGAUAGAAGAGAAAGUAGAUAUGACGAUAGAGGUGGAAGUGGAAGAUAUGAUGAUAGAGUUAGUAGAAGUGACAGAUAUGAAAAUAGAGGUGGCGGUGGAAGAUAUGAUGAAAGAAGUAGCCGAACUGACAGAUACGAUACGACGCAUGAUAGAAGUAAUCGAGGUGACAGACGUGAUAUAUAUGAUAGAAGUGAUCCUAGAAGUGGUACUAAUAGAUAUGAUAUGCAUGACAGAAUAAGAGAUGACAGAAGAGACGAUAGAAGAGACGAUAGAAGAGACGAUAGAAGAGACGAUAGAAGAGAUGAAAGAAGAGAUGGUAUAAGAGAUGGUAGAUAUGAAACAAGCGACAGAUAUGAAAGACAAGAAAUGUCAAAUGAUGAUUACUACGACAGACCUAGCACUUCAUCGCCACGUGAAGCUCCAUAUGAUAAUUAUUCUUCUAUUAUAAAUAAUAAGAAAUCUUUAUCAUCUUAUGACGAUUCUGAAUAUGAUGAUGAUGACGUUAAAAAGGAAAGUAAAGCUAGUGAAUCUUCAUCAUCUUCUUUGCGCGAUCGAGAUCGAGAUACGCGUAAUAUGCAGGAGGAGAAAGAUCCCAAAGAUGCUUCACACGUUUCUGAUAAAUCAGAAAGUUCAUUUGUAUAUAAAAAAGGACAUUCAUUCCGAGGUGGAAAAACUUGGUUACAAUACUAUAAAGAAAAUUACGAAAAUGUGAAUUUUAAAUUAUUAGAAAAUGAUUUCAAAAAUUGGUUAAAAGGUUUAAAUCUAAGCCGAUUUUAUAGAUGUUUUGAUGGAAUGCAUUGGAGAGAAAUUAUAAAUUUAUCUUAUGAAGAAUUAGAAGAUUUAGGUGUAACUAGACAUGCUCCUAGAAAAAUUUUAACUCAAGCAUUUGAAAAUGUGAAAGUAGCUUUAAAAGAAAGAGAUGAAAGAGAACAAAGAGUCGAUGAUAAACAAAAAUACGUUACUGGCAUAGGCAACAACAUUAGAGAACUUAUGAUGGCAAACACAGGUUUUUUACAAGCACUAAGAAGACGGGAAAUUUAA